Molecule: messenger RNA, 953 nt
Organism: Mustela lutreola (European mink)
Lineage: Eukaryota; Metazoa; Chordata; Mammalia; Carnivora; Mustelidae
Gene: SIVA1
Product: SIVA1 apoptosis inducing factor
Exons: 4
Coding region: 47-544 (165 amino acids)
Biological process (GO): extrinsic apoptotic signaling pathway
Molecular function (GO): CD27 receptor binding
Source: RefSeq, a predicted model, not a curated record
CGGCGAGGCGCGCGCGGCUGAACGGCGCCGCUGCCGGCCCGCGGCCAUGCCCAAGCGGGGCUGUCCGUUCGCGGACGCGGCCCCGCUGCAGCUGAAGGUGCGCGUCGGCCCGAGGGAGCUGAGCCGCGGCGUCUGCGCCGAGCAGCACUCGCGGGCGAUCUUCGAGAAAACCAAGCAGCUGCUGUUCCGCGGGGCUCAGGCCUACAUGGACCACGCGUGGGAGGAGAGCUGUGCCGUCGUCGAGCUGCCGGAGUCCCCGAGCCCGGGCCCCACAGAGGCCCUCCGGGCGGCACGGGGGCAGAUGCUGAUUGGACCCGACGGCCGGCUGACCAGGAGCCAAGCCCAGGCCGCUGAAGCUGACCUGUCCGGGGCCGUGACCAGAGCCUGCUCCUCCUGUGUGCGUGCGCUGGACGGGACGGCGGUGUGUGGCCAGUGUGAACGCGCCCUGUGCGGGCACUGUGUGCGCGCCUGCUGCCGCUGCGGGGCCGUGGCCUGCAGCCUGUGCGCCCUUGUGGAGGUCUCUCCUCAUGACUGUCCCCUGUGAUUUGCUGGACCACUACGGCCCAGUAAGUCCUCGGGGAAUCCUGGGAGGUUUCUGUGCAGCGCAGGCCGCAGGUGGACCACUGGCCACCUCAGUCUGCCGGGUCUGUGGGGCAGACACCGCACACAGGCGCUGUAGACAGCAGCUCUCGUGCCCUGGACGCAGAAGUCCAGAUCAGGCGGCGGCGGUGGCUCCCCAAGGCUCUGAGGAAGGCCGCCUGCAGGCCCGCGGAGUGUGGGCGUGCCUCGGCAUUCUCCCAGUGGCCUCGAGCAUGGGGUCAGGGCACACGUGUCUGCGGUGGGGCCGCGUCGUAACUGGUUCUGUCUGCAGCUCCCAGCCCUGUCCCCAGAUAAAGUCAAGGGACAAGGGUCAGCACCACACCAUAGCAGUCGGGGGAGGGGGGCACAGGUGA